AUGCCAAGGGUACCUGAAGUGGACCAUUUCAAGCACAAAGUCGGGCCGUUUGGGAAGAGCCCCUCAUUGGAAGCGCCGGCUGUGGGGGUGAGGGUAUAUAUUGUACACGCUGCUGCAGCAGCUGUCGGGGAUAUUUUUGCACAACCUCUUGUGGGUUUUGCAGGUUUGACUUUUUCCCACGUCGACAUUAUCAAUUCCCUUCGGGCCGUCGAUUUUCCGGCUUCUUCGAGGGCCAAUCUGCUUGGUGUAUACACAUAUACCGACAAAGCCAUGGCCUACACCAUCAUCGUCCACCUCCUCGCCAAAAACGACGCCUCCUGCAUCCAGAAACUCAAGGACAAGCUUGUCGAGGCGAGCCAGGUGUACAGCAAGGACCCCGAGACGCUGAGUUGGUUCGUGAUGCAGGAUUUUGAGGAGCCGAGGCGGUUUGCGAUUGUGGAGCGGUAUGUUGGGGAGGAGAGCCAGAAAUACCACUUGGAGAAUCCGUACUGGCAGACGUUUGACCCCUAUGUGCUUCCGCUUUUGGAGGAGCCCAUGGAUUUGAGGAGGUUGGGUGAGUUGGAGGGUUCGGUUAUGUAA
Messenger RNA from Plenodomus lingam JN3, 579 nucleotides. RefSeq lists its product as uncharacterized. NCBI's taxonomy places the organism in Eukaryota, Fungi, Ascomycota, Dothideomycetes, Pleosporales, Leptosphaeriaceae. The record is from RefSeq and is a predicted model, not a curated record.